Arabidopsis arenosa is the source of this 765-nucleotide messenger RNA. Lineage: Eukaryota; Viridiplantae; Streptophyta; Magnoliopsida; Brassicales; Brassicaceae. The record is from the annotation of a GenBank genome assembly.
GUCUUCUGUUUUCUAUUUCUUCGUUAUCGGAAAAGAAUGAAAUUGGGAUUUUCUUGGGAAAAGUUCUUGUGUUCAAUUAUUAUGGUGGUGUUGAUAAUAAUGGGUAUGUUAGGAGAAUCAGUGGCGUCGGUCCACAAGGUGGGUGGAUCUGCCGGAUGGACCAUUCUCGGCAAAGUCGACUACAAUACAGGGGCGGAGGCAAAGCUUAUGGAGUGGGUAUUUGUGUACAACCGCCAGUUUCACAACGUGAAGCAAGUGAGCCGCCGUGAUUUCCUCUCGUGUAACGCCACGUCAGCAAUGGCCACCUACACUUCUGGCUCCGACACAGUGGCUCUUACAAAACCCGGCCACUUGUACUUUCUCUGUGGCUUCCCUGGCCACUGCCAAGCCGGGCAGAAGCUCCAUGUCCUCGUUGCCGCCGCCAUAGUCAGUCCCACCCUCAGCCCAGCUUUUGCCCCUGUUCCGUCACCUUCCACCGGGUCGUCUUCGUCUCCCUCUCCAGCCACGGCUUCCAAAGAUACCGCUCAAAAUGAUGCCGUUUUGUUGUCAAUGUCAGCGGUUUUGACUUCAACAUUGAGUAGUGUUGUCGUGUUUUUGGUAGCAUUGGUCUAUUAUUGAUUGAGAGAUUUUUUCACGUUUUGUUUUUGUUAUGUUUCCCUAAUUUUCAUCUUUGUGUGUGAUUUACUUUUACUUUUCUACCUAUAGCCACUUCCUAUUGUUAUUUCUUUUUGAAAAUUUUAUAAUGAUUAAAGUAUUCGGUAUGAU